This is a messenger RNA of Paramuricea clavata, 1960 nucleotides long. The record is from the annotation of a GenBank genome assembly. Lineage: Eukaryota; Metazoa; Cnidaria; Anthozoa; Malacalcyonacea; Plexauridae.
AGGACAAUCCACCAUAACACCUUCAUCAACUGUUAAUGUACAAGGUAAAUUUAAAACGUUGAAUUCAAAUAAUUGAAGUUAUUGAUGUUGCUAAAUAAAAUGACAGCAAAUAAGUUAAAGUGCCCGGGCAACGAUAUUUCAAUAUAAUUGCUCGAAGGGCGCUAAAAAGAGCAAUAAAAAUUAAUAUCUCAAGCGAAAUAUUAAUGUAUGUUAUUUGGUUAGUAUUGAAGGAAUACCAAAUAAUUUUCCUUGCAGGAUAGCGUCAUCCGUGUAGGUGGAUCUAGCAUGCGAGACUUUCGGAAAACGUAAAGAAGCACGAGGGGCAGGCUAGUGUGUUUUUUAACGCUUUCCGAAAGUCGGAAAACGUUAUAUAUAAACGGUUAACUCUAUGAAACACGUUAAAAUGUUUUCAUUGUCCGACAUUUGAAAAAAAAACGCGCGAAGGCAUUCAAAUUUUCCGUGCAUAGUGUUGACCAAUUAUAUUGCGUGUUUCACUGUAGUUAUUAUAUAGUGCAUGAUCUUUGACUUUGAUGUUUCUUUUUUGUACAGCAACACAAAGUUUAAGUUGUCAAAACUGGCAAUUCAGAUGUAAUAAUGGACAAUGUAUUAGUUCACGUUAUCAAUGCGAUGGAUAUCGGCAGUGCUCCGAUGGUAGUGACGAGUGGUAUUGUGGUAUGUAGAUUUCAAAUUAAAAUUUGCUAACUAAAAGGUGCAACCGCUUCUAUCUAGAUAUUAAACGCAUGCGUGUAUAUUUGGGGGCGCUUACAUGUGGGAGAAUAGAAUGUGUCACAAUUUUUAUUCUUUCAUAGCACGACCAACAACCUGGAGACCAUGGACAACAUCAUGGCCCACCUGGCUACCAUCACGGAGCACACCAGGAUUUUGUCAGUACCGACAGUUCCGCUGCAGAAAUGGUCAAUGUAUUGAUCAACCCUAUGUGUGUGAUGGUCUAUAUCAUUGUUUUGAUGGUACUGACGAAGAUUUCUGUAAUUCUACAGGUUAGAUUUCAACUUCUCGGAGGUUUUGUCGCCACUACUUUAUUGCCGUGAUGUGUUUCACUUUCUGUGAGCGCCGCUGUCUAAAGAAAACCCAAAUUCAUUCAUUCAUUCAUAGUUCUCAUUUGUUUUAAAGUUUCUCGUACAAGAUUUGAAGAAACUUUGUUUUAAAGUUGUUUUAAUAAAUGUCUAAUUUUAGCUGUACGACUUGUUGGUGGUUCUCACAAUGCAGGAAGGGUGGAAGUUUAUUAUAACGGCAGAUGGGGAACAGUUUGUGAUGAUAGUUGGGACAUCAGAGAUGCUCGCGUUGUUUGCAGACAGCUUGGUUUCCAAGAUGCAUUGGCCGCUCACAAGCGUGCGUAUUUUGGCCAAGGCACUGGACAGAUUUGGAUGGAUGAGGUUGGAUGCAGAGGGAAUGAGUCAUCGUUAUUUUCAUGUAGACAUUACGGAUGGGGACGUCAUGAUUGUGCUCACAGUGAAGACGCUGGUGUUCUCUGUGGAAGCACUGGUAAUGACAAAGAAUGUUAAAGUUCUAAGACUGCCAUUAACUUCGGAAUGGACAAAUAUUCACUAUAUUCGUGGUUCUUUUUCAGGACCGAACACGACAACCCCAUGGCCAACAUGGUCAUCAACGACUCCAUCAAGGAAUUGUGAGUCCUGGGAAUUCCGCUGCAGAAAUGGUCAAUGUGUUCAUCGAUCAAGGUUGUGUGACGGUGGGCGUGACUGCAAUGAUGGAAGUGACGAAGAAAGGGUUGUCUGUGGUAAUUCAACAGAUUGGUUUUUAGUCCCUCGGGGUUUUGCAUUUCUAAUUUGUCUUUGGAAUUGACGAAUAUUCACUCCUAUGACAAUCGUUGUUCUUUUUUAGGAUGGAACACGACAACGCCAUCGCCGACAUGGCAACCGACGAAUGCAUCAAGGCAAUGUGCGCCCUCGCAAUUCCGCUGUACAAAUGGUCAAUGUAUUGA